Messenger RNA from Xenopus tropicalis (tropical clawed frog), 1644 nucleotides. It is a transcript of the gene znf697, whose product is annotated as zinc finger protein 3 homolog. Gene Ontology annotation, cellular component: nucleus. Bases 1 to 1644 code for a protein of 547 amino acids. The record is from RefSeq and is a predicted model, not a curated record. The transcript has 2 exons. NCBI's taxonomy places the organism in Eukaryota, Metazoa, Chordata, Amphibia, Anura, Pipidae.
AUGGCUUCCCAAGGAGGAGGUCUACCUAUGGCUUCCCAAGGAGGAGGUCCACCUAUGGCUUCCCAAAGUGGAGGUCCAACUAUGGCUUCCCAAGGAGGAGGUCCCAACUAUGGCUUCCCAAGGAGGAGGUCCAGGCUUCCCAAGAAGGUUGUCCAGGCUGAAAAGGGCCCUAGCGACAACAUCAACACUGUCCAUUGCACAUCUCCAAAGCCUCGCCUCAGAGACAUUGUACCCCCGGGUGACACCAGCACUCCCCACCUCAUCAUCGUUAUCUUCACAUGGAAACUAUCUGAGCAGCCGGAAAGAGCAGACAAUAGGGCAGUGGGCGGGCACAUGAUGUGUAACCGUGUGGAGUUACAAGAAAGCUUGGGAGGUGCUCAAUACUCAUUGGCCAAUGUCCUGUCUGUCUUUAAAGGGAAAUCCAAUGCCAAGAAAUACAUCUGCUCAGACUGUGGGAAGAGUUGCCCCUGCCAUUCUGCCUACAUCCGCCACCAGAGGAUUCACACAGGGGAGAAGCCAUAUUCCUGCACCGAAUGUGGCAAAAGCUUCAUCCAGAGCUCCGAUUACAAUAACCACGUCAGAUCCCACACAGGGGAGAAGCCAUAUUCCUGCGCCGAGUGUGGCAAGAGCUUCAGCCGUAGCACCUACUUACUGACCCAUUCCAGAACCCACACCAAAGAGAAACCCUACAAGUGCAACGUGUGCUCCAAGAGCUUUGGGCAACAUUCACACUUGGCUCUACACCUUCGAAUCCAUAGUGGGGAGAAACCCUAUAUCUGCAUCGAGUGUGGCAACAGCUUCAGCCGCAGCUCCACUUUGGUCAAGCACAAGAAGUCGCACAGGAGGAAAACGCUCCACGUUUGUGUGAAGAGAAACGAGGGAGAAGCCUCUGGGACAUGGGGGGCAGAGUCCGGCAAGAGAGAUAUUCCAGAAUUUCCCUCACUCUCUGGGCAGCUGGUGGUGGUGAAAUCGGAAAACCAGAUGCAAAGUGAGAAGAGGAACCCCCAGAAACUGUAUAAGGGGGCGAAGAAAGGCUUCCCCAGACCCAUAAGAAUCACUCUGGACAAAUGUCCCGUUGUAGAAAUGAGAUCUGAGGGGCAACUAAGAAUGCUUCCCCGUCGGCACAAGUUCCUGCGGAAAAAGAAGCUUCAGGGCCCUCCUAGUGAGUCAGACAUCUGUUUGUGGAGCAGUCACAUUGGGGGGUCUUCUCCAUCUCUGGAUUGUGGAAAUUGUGAGGUUCCUUGUACCGGAACCGGGGUUCCUUGUAUGAGGGGAUCUCAGAUGAGAACACAGAGACUAAUCAACCAGGAGUACAAACAGCUGGUCCCACACCGGGAGAAACCAUACACCUGUGCCGAGUGUGGCAAGGGAUUCAGCCGCAGCACCUACCUGGUGACGCACUCUAGAACCCACACCAAGGAAAAGCCGUACAGCUGCACCGAGUGCGGCAAGAGCUUUGUCCAACACUCUCAUCUCACCAUUCACUUGCGCAUCCACAGUGGGGAGAAACCGUACCCCUGCCUGGAGUGUGGGAAGCACUUCAGCCGCAGCUCUACCCUCGCUAAACACCAGAAGUCCACAGGAAAAGGAACGAUGCGCCAUUUUGUGCGACACGGGGGGAGGCCAUAUUGUGCCCAAAGCUGA